CGAAGAAUUCAAGUAAACCUUUCCAAGAUGAUGAAACUGGUUGUUGUUGCUGCUCUAGCUAGUUUAAUUGCUGUUACAUCAGCAGGCUAUGGUGGUAUGGGUAUGUUAGGAGCUGGUAUGUUGAUGAACCCAAUGAUGUAUGGCGGUAUGAUGAACCCAAUGAUGUAUGGUGGUAUGAUGAACCCUAUGUUAAGUAUGUAUGGAAUGGGUAUGAUGAAUCCUUAUAUGAUGGGAAUGUACCCAGGCAUGUACGGAGGAUUUGGUAUGGGUGGCCUAGGGAUGAUGGGUGGUUUAGGAAUGAUGGCUGGUAUGACACCUUAUGGUGCCAUGGGAGGAUUUGGGGGUUUAGGACCAAUUGGUGCUGCAGGAAACUCCGCUAAUAGUCAGACGAUUGUCUAAUUACUAGUUUUAAUCGGUGUAAAUAAAACAUAUUUUGUUCAUA
Messenger RNA from Lottia gigantea (owl limpet), 442 nucleotides. RefSeq lists its product as hypothetical. Bases 28 to 399 code for a protein of 123 amino acids. NCBI's taxonomy places the organism in Eukaryota, Metazoa, Mollusca, Gastropoda, Lottiidae. The record is from RefSeq and is a predicted model, not a curated record. The transcript has 3 exons.